Messenger RNA from Suricata suricatta (meerkat), 777 nucleotides. RefSeq names its product von Willebrand factor C domain containing 2 like (gene VWC2L). The record is from RefSeq and is a predicted model, not a curated record. Gene Ontology annotation, biological process: negative regulation of BMP signaling pathway. Gene Ontology annotation, cellular component: AMPA glutamate receptor complex. Lineage: Eukaryota; Metazoa; Chordata; Mammalia; Carnivora; Herpestidae. The transcript has 3 exons. Bases 1 to 669 code for a protein of 222 amino acids. Gene Ontology annotation, molecular function: protein binding.
AUGGCUCUUCAUAUUCAUGAAGCUUGCGUACUUCUGUUGGUCAUCCUUGGAUUAGUCACCUCUGCUGCCAUCAGUCAUGAAGACUAUCCUGCUGAUGAAGGUGACCAGACCUCCAGUAAUGACAAUCUGAUCUUUGAUGACUAUCGAGGGAAAGGGUGUGUGGAUGACAGCGGCUUUGUAUACAAGUUGGGAGAACGAUUUUUCCCAGGGCAUUCCAACUGUCCAUGUGUCUGUGCUCUGGAUGGACCUGUUUGUGAUCAGCCAGAAUGCCCUAAAAUUCACCCAAAGUGUACUAAAGUGGAACACAAUGGAUGCUGUCCUGAGUGCAAAGAAGUGAAAAACUUUUGUGAAUAUCAUGGGAAACAUUACAAAAUCUUGGAGGAAUUUAAGCCCUCUCCAUGUGAAUGGUGUCGCUGUGAGCCCAGCAAUGAAGUUCACUGUGUUGUAGCAGACUGCGCAGUUCCUGAGUGUGUCAACCCAGUCUAUGAACCAGAACAAUGUUGUCCUGUCUGCAAAAAUGGUCCAAACUGCUUUGCAGGAACUACAAUAAUCCCGGCUGGCAUUGAAGUGAAAGUGGAUGAAUGUAACAUCUGUCACUGUCACAAUGGGGACUGGUGGAAGCCUGCUCAGUGCUCAAAACGCGAAUGCCAAGGCAAGCAGACUGUGUAGAACAAAUUCCCAACCAAUGAGGAGUUCUUAGGAGAGGAUACUAUGGCUUCCACACUGCACAUGUUUGAAACAAAACAAAACAAAACAAACAAACUCCUGCCAGCUACA